This is a messenger RNA of Lactuca virosa, 2293 nucleotides long. Lineage: Eukaryota; Viridiplantae; Streptophyta; Magnoliopsida; Asterales; Asteraceae. The record is from the annotation of a GenBank genome assembly.
AUGAACUUCAAUUCACUUUAUUCCCAUGCAAAAUUGCAAAUGCAUUUAUGUAUGUUGUUCAUUAUUUCCGGAAGUACUAAUCCAGCAAGAGAUCGAUCGAUCGAGAUGGCGUCGAACGGAAAUGGAAAUGCGAGCGUAGCCACCGGAAAAGGUAGCGGUGGUAGGAACGGACUGCCGAAGAUACAAACGCAGAAGAGACAGAACGCGAUUUGUCACGAUGACACUGCGCCGACGGUGAAGGCGCAGACCAUCGAUGAGCUGCACUCACUUCAGCGGAAGAAAUCGGCACCGACAACGCCGCUCGACGGUGUUCAAGGUGCUUUUGCUAAUUUGACGGAGGAGGAACGCCAUAAACAGCAACUCCAGUCCAUCAGUGCAUCGUUGGCGUCACUGACAAGAGAAACCGGACCCAAGUUGGUAAGAGGAGAUCCGGCCCGACAGUCAGAGACCCCUAGGGUUUCACACGCCCCUGACCACCAUUUUGCCCCAACAUUCUCUGCUAGUGACAGCUCUCUCAAAUUCACCCAUGUCCUCUACAAUCUCUCCCCCGCAGAGCUAUAUGAGCAGGCGAUCCACUACGAAAAAGGAUCGUUCAUAACAUCGAGUGGCGCAUUGGCAACAUUAUCUGGUGCGAAAACUGGUCGCUCUCCGAAGGAUAAGCGUGUGGUUAGGGAUGAGACCACCGAAGAUGAGUUAUGGUGGGGCAAGGGUUCCCCGAAUAUCGAGAUGGAUGAGCACACCUUCUUGGUCAACAGAGAAAGAGCUGUCGAUUACUUGAAUUCAUUGGACAAGGUAGUUGUGAAUGAUCAAUUCUUGAACUGGGAUCCAGAAAACCGAAUCAAAGUCCGAAUCGUAUCCGCUAGAGCUUACCACUCUUUGUUCAUGCACAACAUGUGCAUCCGACCCACAGCCGAAGAACUGGAGAAUUUCGGUACUCCGGACUUCACUAUUUACAAUGCUGGACAGUUUCCUUGUAAUCGUUACACACACUACAUGACAUCAUCCACUAGCAUAGAUUUAAAUCUCGGUAGACGAGAAAUGGUAAUUCUCGGCACACAAUACGCCGGGGAAAUGAAGAAAGGUCUUUUCGGUGUCAUGCAUUAUCUCAUGCCUAAACGCCAAAUCCUCUCCCUUCAUUCUGGUUGCAAUAUGGGCAAAAAUGGCGAUGUUGCCCUCUUCUUUGGUUUGUCAGGUACCGGAAAGACAACUUUGUCUACUGAUCAUAAUCGAUAUUUAAUUGGAGACGAUGAACAUUGCUGGAGUGAUAAAGGUGUAUCGAAUAUCGAAGGUGGUUGUUAUGCCAAAUGUAUCGAUCUCUCUAGGGAAAAAGAACCGGAUAUAUGGAACGCUAUUAAAUUUGGAACCGUGCUGGAAAAUGUUGUAUUUGAUGAACAUACUAGAGAGGUGGAUUAUCUAGACAAAUCUGUCACAGAGAACACACGUGCGGCAUACCCGAUCGAGUACAUCCCAAAUGCUAAAAUCCCCUGUGUUGGUCCACACCCUAAGAAUGUUAUUCUGUUGGCAUGUGAUGCAUUUGGUGUACUCCCUCCAGUGAGCAAGCUUAACCUUGCUCAGACUAUGUAUCACUUCAUCAGCGGCUAUACAGCACUGGUGGCUGGGACUGAGGAGGGUGUUAAGGAGCCACGUGCGACAUUUUCCGCCUGCUUUGGUGCGGCAUUUAUUAUGUUACAUCCUACUAAAUAUGCAGCAAUGCUCGCUUCAAAAAUGGAGAAACAUGGUGCUACUGGGUGGCUUGUUAACACCGGUUGGUCAGGUGGCAGCUAUGGUUCUGGGAGUCGAAUGAAAUUGGCGUACACUCGGAAGAUCAUUGAUGCGAUUCAUUCUGGGAAACUUUUGAGUGCUAAUUACAAGAAAACCCAAGUGUUUGGGUUGGAGAUCCCAACUGAGGUGGAGGGUGUGCCUUCGGAGAUUCUUGAUCCAGUGAACACUUGGUCCGACAAGAAGGCAUAUAAGGAGACACUGUUGAAGUUGGGUGGGUUGUUCAAGAACAAUUUUGAGGUGUUUCUCAACUAUAAAAUUGGGAAGGAUGAUAAGCUGACUCAGGAGAUUGUUGGUGCUGGUCCAAAAUUUUGAUUCAAAGGAAGAUGAAUUGGUGAUGGGAAUCAAGGCUUGUUGGCCUCACAACGGAUGUAUAUUAGUCUAGUUGUGUGUUUCUAUUUACUAAAGGAUUAUAGUUAUCGUGAUUUUCUGUUGCGGUUUAAGCUUUAUAUUAUCUAAUGAAAAAAAGCUCCUCGUGUUGUAUUUUUAAAUAAUUUGAUUGUAUCUAUAACAC